Messenger RNA from Bombina bombina (fire-bellied toad), 884 nucleotides. RefSeq lists its product as uncharacterized. The transcript has 5 exons. Bases 125 to 790 code for a protein of 221 amino acids. The record is from RefSeq and is a predicted model, not a curated record. Lineage: Eukaryota; Metazoa; Chordata; Amphibia; Anura; Bombinatoridae.
CUGAUCUUCUCUGCUUGUGUAAUUUUAGCCCUCCCAUUACAUGACUGUAACAACCUACACAGGGGAAAAAAAACGGCUUUGUACAACACAAACACAGCACUUCAGGAAAUCUCAAGAAUAGAAAAUGAAGCUAUCUAUCCUUGGAGCUACCGGUCAGACUGGUUUAUACUUGGUCUCACAAGCCCUAGAAAAUGGACAUGAAGUGACAGCCCUUGUGAGAAAUGCCAGCAAACUCACCAUUCAGCAUGAGAACUUAAAGGUCGUGGAAUGUAAUAUAUUUUCAGCAGAAUCAUUAUCAGAGCAUUUUCAAGGUAAAGAUGCUGUCAUGUCUUGCCUGGGCUUUCCUUACAAGCUUUUUUCAUCUAUCAGUGGAUACACUGACUCAAUGACUGCCGUUGUGACCGCCAUGCGUCAGGCUGAAGUGACAAGGAUGGUGACAAUGACUUCUUGGUAUACUGGCCCUGGCUCUGGUCAGAACUCUUCCUUUUUUGUGCGUAAUCUACUCAUACCGCUCAUUAAAAGCGUGCUUACAAAUAUGCAUGAGAUGGAGCAAUACUUGGAGAAGGAAUGUUCUGAUCUUAACUGGACGGUGGUCAGACCUCCAGGACUUCAAAACUAUCCAGCCUCAGAUAAAGAAAUAGUGACGUAUGAAGGCUUUUUCGUUCCUGAUGAUAAAGGUUAUCCAGUAACCAAUACUGUGGCUCGAGGAGAUGUAGCUCGAUUUAUGCUCUCUGUGCUCAAUGAUGCACAAUGGACCAGAAAAAUUGUGGCAAUGUGUUGUAAAUCAUAGAAAUAACUAUCAUACAAUUUCACUCUCCUUUAGGAAAAUUAUAGCUUUAAAUGGAUUUUAAAUGAGAGAGAAAAAUAAAAUAAAAAAGGAAUAA